AUGACAGCACAGGCAAGAGUCUCCUGUCUCCUGUGGCUUCUUCUAGCCAGCCCUGUGCGGGCCGGGGUCAAGCCAGAGAAGACGAAGAUGGAGUGCUACAAAGAUGUGAAGGGCACCAUCUAUGACUAUGAGGCCAUCUCUCUGGAUGGGAAGGAGCGCAUUCAGUUCAAGCAGUUCACUGGCAAAUUCAUCCUUUUCGUCAAUGUGGCCACCUACUGUGAUCUCACAGCUCAGUACCUUGAUCUGAACACACUGCAGGAAGAGCUGAAGGUCUUCAGCUUCGUUGUGCUGGGCUUUCCUUGCAAUCAGUUUGGAAAGCAAGAACCUGGAGAAAACUCGGAGAUUCUUCCCGGGCUCAAGUAUGUCCGCCCUGGAGAAGACUAUGUCCCUAAUUUCCAGCUUUUUGCGAAAGGGGAUGUGAAUGGUGAAAAAGAGCAAGGCCUCUUCACCUUUUUAAAGCGCGCCUGCCCUCACCCCUCCGAGACCGUGGCAGACUCACUCAAACGAGUGUCUUGGGAGCCCGUCCGGGUCCACGACAUCCGCUGGAACUUCGAGAAGUUCCUGGUGGGGCCCGAUGGAGUCCCCCUGAUGCGCUGGGCCCACCAAGUGCCGGUGAGCGCCGUCAGGGCCGACAUCCUGGCUUACUUGGAGCACCUCCAGACAAUGUAG
Molecule: messenger RNA, 669 nt
Organism: Jaculus jaculus (lesser Egyptian jerboa)
Lineage: Eukaryota; Metazoa; Chordata; Mammalia; Rodentia; Dipodidae
Product: epididymal secretory glutathione peroxidase
Exons: 5
Coding region: 1-669 (222 amino acids)
Biological process (GO): response to oxidative stress
Molecular function (GO): glutathione peroxidase activity
Source: RefSeq, a predicted model, not a curated record